This is a messenger RNA of Boleophthalmus pectinirostris (great blue-spotted mudskipper), 2020 nucleotides long. RefSeq names its product protein disulfide isomerase family A, member 3 (gene pdia3). Gene Ontology annotation, molecular function: protein disulfide isomerase activity. The record is from RefSeq and is a predicted model, not a curated record. Gene Ontology annotation, biological process: protein folding; response to endoplasmic reticulum stress. The coding region runs from base 199 to 1668 and encodes 489 amino acids. The transcript is spliced from 13 exons. NCBI's taxonomy places the organism in Eukaryota, Metazoa, Chordata, Actinopteri, Gobiiformes, Gobiidae. Gene Ontology annotation, cellular component: endoplasmic reticulum; cell surface.
GAUGCUUCCGCGUCUUCCGCUUUCCGUGGCCGCCUGCAGCGUUUCAUUCCGGGCAUAAAACCGAGUCCUGCGCCGCCUCCUCCGAACCGCCGUUCCUCCGCUCCACAUAGCCGGCUCCCAGGCGCCUCACACGGAUACGCACCUCCACAGACCCCGUAGAUCCUCCGUUAACCCACCGUAGACCGGAGCUCCGCGGACAUGCUCAGGCUACUGCUCCUCGCCGCUCUUGCAGCUCUCUCCUCGGCCAGUGAUGUGCUGGAGUUCACCGAUGAUGACUUCGAUAGCCGCAUCGGGGACCACGACCUCAUCCUCGUGGAGUUCUUCGCUCCGUGGUGCGGUCACUGUAAACGUCUGGCCCCAGAGUACGAAGCAGCCGCCACUCGACUCAAAGGGGUUGUGGCUCUGGCAAAGGUGGACUGCACAGCCAACAGUAACACCUGCUCUAAAUACGGAGUGAACGGCUAUCCCACCUUAAAGAUCUUCAGAGACGGAGAGGAGACUGGACCCUACGAUGGACCCAGGUCUGCAGACGGCAUCGUGAGCUUCCUGAAGAAACAGGCCGGUCCUGCAUCUGUGGAACUCAAAUCUGAGGAAGAUCUGGACAAAUACAUCUCUGACCAGGAUGCCAGUGUCAUCGGCUUCUUCUCAGACUCCUCGUCCUCAGCUCAGGCAGAGUUUCUGAAAGCUGCCAGCGCUCUAAGAGAGAGCUACCGAUUCGCUCACACCAAUGAGGCAGGUCUGAUCGCAGCCAAUGGAGAGGGCGUGGUGCUGUUCCGUCCAAAGAAACUGCAGAACAAGUUUGAAGAAUCCACCGUGAAAUUCAGUGAAGAAAAGUUCACCAGCAACAAACUCAAGAAGUUCAUCCAGGACAAUAUUUUCGGGCUGUGUCCUCACAUGACGGAUGAUAACAAAGACCAGCUGAAGGGGCGGGACCUAUGCGUGGCCUAUUAUGAUGUGGACUAUGCAAAGAACCCCAAGGGCUCCAACUACUGGAGAAACAGAGUGAUGAAGGUGGCAAAGGGCUUCCUGGAUGAGGGGCGCAGCCUGAACUUCGCUGUGGCCAAUAAGAACACGUUCAUGCAUGAUCUGUCAGAGUUUGGAUUGGACGGCAGCAGUGGAGAGCUCCCCCUGGUGGCCAUCAGAACAGCUCGCGGUGACAAAUAUGUCAUGACCGAAGAAUUCUCUCGUGACGGUAAAGCUCUGGAGAGUUUCCUGCAGGAUUAUUUUGAUGGAAAACUGAAACGUUACCUGAAGUCUGAGCCCAUCCCUGAGGACAACACCGGACCCGUCAAAGUUUUGGUGGCAGAAAACUUUGACUCAAUCGUGAAUGACGACUCUAAAGACGUUCUCAUUGAGUUCUAUGCUCCAUGGUGCGGCCACUGCAAGAACCUGGAGCCCAAGUACACCGAGCUCGGAGAGAAGUUGUCGUCUGAUCCAAAUGUGAUCAUUGCCAAAAUGGACGCCACAGCAAACGACGUGCCAUCGCCGUAUGAAGUCAGCGGUUUCCCCACAAUUUAUUUCUCUCCAGCCGGACAGAAGAACAGCCCCAAAAAAUACAAUGGUGGUCGGGAAGUGAGCGACUUCAUCUCAUACCUCAAACGUGAAGCGUCCAAUCCCCUGGUUUUGCCCGACGAGCCCAAGAAGAAGAAAAAGAAGUCUGAGCUAUAAAAACUACAAAAAUGUCCUCUGAAAAAACUACAAGCCCAAUAACUUCCUGCUCCGCAGCCCUGCCCACAACGUGACAAAGGGGCGAGACACAAACUGAAAUCAUCCACUAAAAAAAGCUCUGAAGACGAACAUGUUCCAAUCAGAACUGAGCCCAAACCCGAGACCCGGAAUCUGCGCGGCGACAGCAGGAAGAAAUGCUUUUUUUUAACCAAUGGGGGGCGGGCCUUAGCAGAAGAGAUUAGCUCUGAUUGGUUGGUGGCACUGAGUUCACUGGGAUUCUUUUGUUUUGUAAAAUGUCUUUUCGUUUUUGUACAUUUGGAAGAUUGUGAAAUAAAAAGGCCCACAAAACCAA